Biomphalaria glabrata is the source of this 1143-nucleotide messenger RNA. RefSeq lists its product as uncharacterized. The record is from RefSeq and is a predicted model, not a curated record. The coding region runs from base 1 to 1143 and encodes 380 amino acids. Lineage: Eukaryota; Metazoa; Mollusca; Gastropoda; Planorbidae. The transcript has 2 exons.
AUGUAUUAUGUGAUGAUCAAACGCAGACACAUGCACACAGUCAGAGACACACAGGCACACUGUCAGAGACGCACACAGUCAGAGACACACAGGUUCCAGUCACAGACACACAGUCAGAGACACACAGGAACACAGUCAGAGGCACUUUGGCACACUGUCAGAGACACACGGGCACACAGUCAGAGACACACAAGCACACAGUCAGAGACACACAUGCACACAGUCAGAAACACACAGGCACACAGUAAAAGACACACUGGCACACAGUCAGAGACACACAAGCACACUGUCAGAGGCACAGUCAAUGGCACACAGUCAGAGACACACAAGCACACUGUCAGAGGCACAGUCAAUCGCACACAGUCAGAGACACACAAGCACACUGUCAGAGGCACAGUCAAUGGCACACGGUCAGAGACACACAAGCACACUGUCAGAGACAUACAGGCACACAGUCAGAGACACACAGGCACACAGUCAAAGACAAACUGGCACAAAGUCAGAGACACACAAGCACACUGUCAGAGACGCACACAGUCAGAGACACACAUGUUCCAGUCACAGACACACAGUCAGAGACACACAGGAACACAGUCAGAGGCACUUUGGCACACUGUCAGAGACACACGGGCACACAGUCAGAGACACACAAGCACACAGUCAGAGACACACAAGCACACUGUCAGAGACACACAUGCACACAGUCAGAAACACACCGUCACACUGUCUGACAUACAGUCAGAGACACACAGGCACACAGUCAAAGACACACUGGCACACAGUCAGAGACACACAAGCACACUGUCAGAGGCACAGUCAAUGGCACACAGUCAGAGACACACAAGCACACUGUCAGAGGCACAGUCAAUGGCACACAUCAGAGACACACAGGCACACAGUCAAAGACACACUGGCACACAGUCAGAGACACACAAGCACACUGUAAGAGGCACAGUCAAUGGCACACAGUCAGAGACACACAAGCACACUGUCAGAGACACAGUCAAUGGCACACAGUCAGAGACACACAAGCACACUGUCAGAGACACAGUCAAUGGCACACAGUCAGAGACAGAGAGGCACACAGAUGCAAAGACAUACGGACAAAGAAACAUUGCAACAGACAAACUAACACAGACAUAG